AUAGAUAAAUAAAUAAAUAAAUAAUAAUAAAAAAAAUAUUCUAUUUAACUUGGGAAAGAAUUUCUACAGCAACGUGGCGGAUCAUUUAUUGCAAAGUUCAUAUCCGAAAUGGGUAAUGCAACAUCUUUAUACACGGAUCACAGGAUUGUAACUAUCAGCCCGAGCAACGAUCCAGAGCAAACAAUUUUUCCAAAUAAUCGGAUUAUCUCCAAAAAAUACACACUAUGGAACUUUGUACCAAAGAAUCUCUUUGAGCAGUUCAGACGGAUUGCGAACUUUUAUUUCCUUAUAAUGACGAUAAUAUCUGUGAUGAUAACAUCUCCAAUUUCUCCAUUGACCAGCGUUCUCCCUUUAAGUUUCGUCAUAUUAGUGACCGCGUGCAAGCAAGGCUACGAAGAUUAUAAUCGUUACAUGGCAGACAAACGAGUAAACCGAACAUUCGUCAAAGUCAUUCGCAACAAGUGCGUACAGAAUAUACAUUGUGAAGAAAUAGUAGUCGGAGAUCUAGUGAAGGUAUACCGCGAGCAAGAUGUUCCUUGCGAUCUCCUGCUUCUCUUUAGCACAGAAGACACAAAACGUUGCUACAUCACUACAUCGAACCUCGAUGGUGAAACCAAUUUAAAGAGCGUGAUGGUACCAAAGAUACUGUCAAAAAUGACUAUGUCGCAAAUAGCAUCCAUGGAGGCUACUGUCACAUGCCAACAUCCCUCAUCCGAUCUUUACAACUUUCACGGCAAGCUAGAAAUAAACAAUAAAAGCAACGAAGUCAAUGGAUAUCUGACGAUCAAUAAUUUAUUGCUUCGUGGGUCCAGAUUGAAAGAUACAGAUCAUAUUAUCGGUUGCGCGAUUUACACCGGUCACGAUACGAAGCUGUCUCUCAAUUCAAAGAUAAGGAGCAACAAAUUUUCCACAGCUGAGAAGUCAAUCAACAAACACAUCGCCUUGUUCAUCAUGUUAUUGCUGGUCGCAGUAAUAGAAUCCUGUAUGAUGAAAAUCAUAUCGGACGCGAAAGAGAAAUGGGAAGUGUAUCUUUCGAUUAAGGAAUCCAUUACGUUCAAAUCGCUGAUCACGGAUUUCUUGAGCUUCACCAUUUUGUACAAUUACAUUGUGCCGAUAUCGUUAUACGUUACCAUAGAAUUACAGAAAUUCCUCGGUUCGUUUUUCUUCGUCUGGGACAUCGACAUGUACGACAACGUUACGAAUCAGUCGGCGUUGAUCAACACGUCAGAUCUGAACGAAGAGCUUGGUCAAGUAGAGUACUUGUUCACGGACAAGACCGGCACGCUCACCGAAAAUCUGAUGGUGUUUAGACGAGCCUCGAUCAAUGGGAAAGCUUACACGGAAAAAGACUGCGAUGGCAAUUUAUAUCUACUGCCUUCUAACGGGGAUGAGAAUCAAGCAGUCAAGUUAGAAACCUGGGAGCCAGACAUUUGGCAUUUUAUGAUAAGCAUCUCUUUGUGCCACUCGGUUCAAAUCUCACCACCGAGCCAAAAACCCAACAUCAUCCGCAGACGCACGGAAUACCGUGAAAGCUUCAAACAAAAGAAGAUCCUGCAACUGAAUAGUUCACUGCUGAUGGAUCCUGAUUUACCGGAAUACCAGGCAGCAUCAGCAGAUGAAAAGGCUUUGGUCGAAGCCAGUGCCAGAUGCGGAGUCGUUUUCCAAAAAAGCACCACCGACACAAUAGAGUUGAGAAUCGACGACAACGUUCUGACUUUCGAAAAGCUCGAAGUUUUGGAAUUCACGUCGGAACGGAAAAGAAUGUCAGUAAUAGUAAAAGACACGGCUGGUGAUUUCUGGUUAUACUGCAAGGGUGCUGACUCCGCUAUGUUUCCACUAAUUGUCUCGGGGAAAAUCAACGAAGCAAUCGCACACGUAGCCGAUUUCUCUAUGAGAGGUCUUCGAACCCUCGUCGUUGGGUACAAGAAAAUGAAUCAAAUCGAAUAUGACCAGCUACUGCAGAAAGUGGAACAAGCUAGACAAAUAAUUGGAAUCGAACGAGCAGUAUACAUGGAACGAGCUUACAACCAGAUGGAAAACGGCCUCACUUUAUUAGGCGUAACCGGUAUCGAGGAUCGUCUUCAAGAAGGUGUACCGGAAACGCUGGAGUGCUUGCAAGUAGCUGGCAUUAAAGUGUGGGUGCUGACUGGCGACAAAGCAGAAACUGCGGAAAAUAUAGCAUUUCUUUGCGGUCAAUUCAAGAGUGGUACCGAGAUACUAAGAUUCUUAGAAAUAAUCUCAGAUCAAGUUUGCUCGCUCAAACUUAUGGAUUUUGAGCGAAGAAUAAAGCUCGAGCCUAACAGACAGUACGGAUUACUAGCCGAUGGAUGUAGUAUUGCAACUGCGCUAAACAAUCAUGCGGCACAAUUCAGAUCAAUUGCAAUGUCCUGCGAUGUGGUUGUUUGCAGCAGGCUAACACCAUUACAGAAGAGUCAAAUUGUAAGUUUGGUCAAAAACGGGAAAAAUGGACCGCACACCGCCGCUAUUGGCGACGGAGGGAACGAUGUCUCGAUGAUACAGGAAGCUGACGUUGGAAUCGGAAUAAUGGGCAACGAAGGUCGACAAGCGACAAUGUGCUCCGAUUUUGCAAUAGCAAGAUUUAGGUUUUUAAAGAAAGCUUUGCUGGUGCACGGCCAUUGGUAUUAUGUUAGAAUCAGCACGCUGACACAGUUUUUUUUUUACAAGAAUUUUAUCUUCAUUACGCCACAAGUGUUAUAUAACACGUAUACAGGUUUCUCUGCGCAGCCGUUUUACGAUGCCUUGUUCUUUAUGCUUUACAAUGUAAUAUUCACGUCUUUGCCAAUAUUGGCGUAUGGAUUGUUUGAACAAAAUUUCACAGCUGACAAACUAUUACGCAAACCGUAUUUGUACAAACUGCAUCGACGCAAUUAUUUGUUAACCGGUUGGCAAUUUUUGUUAUGGACUGCUCUAGCUUUAUGGCAUAGUCUUAUCAUAUAUUAUAUGUCACAUGUGUAUGUAUCCAUCAAUCCUGUUACGUUGUAUAAUAACACACCGGUAGACCAAUGGACAUUCGGUACAUUUGUUUUUCAUUUAGUUACAUUAGUGGCCAAUCUACAGAUACUACUGCGUAGUUGCUAUUGGACACUACCGCUCGUAUUAAUAGUAACAUUGUCAGAACUAACGUUCAUUGUAUUUACUCUUUUUUAUUCGUUCGUUCCCACAAGGUACGACGGUGAUAUGUUAAGAGUCUUCCCGACGUUAUUAUUGUCGAUAACGUUCUGGUUAUUAACUAUCAUGAUUGUCAUUGUUUGUUUAAUUCCCGAUUGUUUGGUAGUUGUAUACAACAAGUACAGGCCUGCUCGCAUAAUGAGAAGGAACGAAGAACCGCGACAGCACAUUAUCAGUAACAAUGCCAACGAUAAUACAGAAAAUAGGGAACGCCUUCCUAGUAUAAUACCAUGGAAAUUCUCUUUCAUACCGCAGAAACCCAAAUGAAGUGGAACCAGAUUGGAGAACUUCGAUUCAAAUCACAUUAACAAAUUGUUCCUUGUAUCAUACAAAACGUAAAUCGUUUGUUAAUUUAUCAUUCGUUCGCUGGAUGGAUAUAUAAAUAUCUGAUGAUAUGAUAAAUUGAAUAAAGAUGAAGAUUAUGUCAUGUUAUUUCCGCCGUCUAAUAAUAACAGCAUUAUUUGUCUUAUUGCUGUUUUGUGUUGUUCAAGUUUUUCGUUCUGAAUUGGGAUUUAAUGACAAUGAUUUGUCAAAUUUGGAUAAAUUGGAAGGAGUUGUGGCUUGCAAACUACCCCAAUUAGAUAUUUCCAAUCCAGAAAUCAUCAAAUUUAUUCAUGAUGUUCCUCCUUUGCAAUGUACACCAGAAGACUGGGUUAUUCUUCAUGGUUCAAAACUAGUUAUCAGCAGUAAAGCAAAGAAAAAAUAUGGAUCUGUGAUUUGUUCUUUCAGUGAAAUUCUUAGAAAUGAUGAUUACAAUAUAUUAUUUGAAACUGCUGUUGAGUCUGAUGAUUUCUAUGUUCUCAAACAUAGUGAUUUUGUUGAUGUAAAAUGUGAAUCAAAAGAUGGAAAUAAAUGGCAUAGUAUUAUGGUUGGAGUAAAGGAUGAUCCUAAAGUAAAAGAAAAAAAUAAAUGGGAAUAUGUUGGGAACAAGGCCCUUAAAUUAAAUGUACUUAUGUUUGGCUUUGAUUCUCUAUCUAGAAAUACAUUUAUACGUAAAUUGCCAAACACAUAUCAAUAUUUGAAAGAAUACCUGGGAGCUUUAAUACUAGAAGGAUAUAAUAUAGUAGGUGAUGGAACACCGCAAGCUCUUAUUCCUAUUCUUACUGGAAAGAUUGAACUUGAACUUCCAGAUACUAGAAAACGCAUGGGAGCGAAGGCAAGCUACAUUGAUGUAUAUCCAAUGAUAUGGAAUCAGUACAAAGAGAAUAAUUAUAUAACAGGAUUUAUGGAAGAUGUUCAUCAUAUUGGAACUUUCACAUAUCGUUUAAAAGGUUUUAAAAAACAACCGACUGAUCAUUAUAUGAGAACAUUUUAUUUAGCUGCUGCACCAUAUUUUAGAUAUUAUAACAAAUUUUGCAUUGGAAGCAUUCCUAGACAUAUGGUAAUGCUGAAUUAUAUUAAAGAAAUUUUUAAUGUCUACAAACAUCAACCAAAGUUUCUAUUUGGCUUUCAUGGAGAACUUUCACAUGAUUCUUAUAAUGACAUAGGUGUAGUAGAUAAUACAGUAUUGAUAUUAAUGAGCGAUCAUGGACAUAGGUUCGAAUGACAUACAAAAUUAUAUUAAUAGAGUUAUGCAUAAAAAAAGAACCAAUAUUGCAAAUUUUGUUUUAUAGGUUUGCAAAAAUUCGUAAUACUUUACAAGGUAAACAAGAGGAAAGACUACCAUUCUUUUCGUUCAUUUUUCCUCCUUGGUUUAAAAAAGUUUAUCCAGAAGCUUAUGCAAAUUUUGUACACAAUACACAUUAUUUAACAACACCAUUUGAUGUGCACAAAACAUUAGAAAGCAUAUUAAACUUUGAAAUACCAAAAGUUGGAGAUCGGCAUCAAAGAGCCAUUAGCUUAUUUGAUAAGAUACCAUUAGAUAGAACGUGUGCAGAUGCAUUUAUAGAACCACAUUGGUGUGCAUGUCUUAAUUGGCAAGAAAUUUCAAUCGAUGAUGAUAAUGUGAUUGCCGCAGCAAAAUAUUUUAUUCAAUUUCUUAAUACUUAUACGGAAGAUCAUCGUGAUAUAUGUGAAGAACUGAAAUUUAAAAAAAUAUUGUGGGCUGCCAAACUUAUACCUAAUAAAGGUUUAUUAAAAUUUUAUAAGUCUGGAGAUCAAGAUGGUUUCAUAGGAGAUUUUAGCGCAAAAACAAAAUUAACUACUGAAACUUAUCAAUUGAAAAUAAAAACGGUACCAGGAGAUGGUUUGUUUGAAGUCAGUAUUAAUUAUGAUAUUAAAAAAAAUGUUUUUUCGACCAAAAUUUCAGAUGUUAGUAGGAUCAAUAUGUAUGGAUCUCAGGCAAGAUGUGUAGAAAAUUCUUUAUUUAAUUUGCGAAAAUACUGUUAUUGUAAGGAUUAAGUGGCUACGUAGACAAAAAGUUUCAUAUAUAUUUAAAAUAGAGGAUAAUACUCUAAUUAAAGAACAAAAAAAUAUCAAAAAUAUUUACAAAUCAUAAAAAAGUGCUGUGAUUAAACUUAUAUUCUUCUUCCACUUAAUCUUUCAUUGGUCUUAUAUUAAGUCUCUUAUUUUUUAUUUGUAUCUAAUACUUUAAAACUUUAGUUACGCUUAAUUAUAAAAUCGUACUUAUAUAGAUUUAUGUUAGUUGUUAUUAUACUAUUAUUUCUAGUAUUUCAAAUGUGAUAUAAAAAGGUAAUUUUAUGUUAUUCACGUAUGGUCGCAUAAAUUUUAUAUACAGAACAGAAUAAUGCAUAAUUGAUAAUUAUAGUCUAAGUUAUUUAUUUAUUAAUCGAUACCAA
Heterotrigona itama is the source of this 5927-nucleotide messenger RNA. The record is from the annotation of a GenBank genome assembly. Lineage: Eukaryota; Metazoa; Arthropoda; Insecta; Hymenoptera; Apidae.